CAGAAGACGUCAGCCAUUUUAUGCCUCGUUCUAUCAUUGUCGGCUGUGGUGUAUACGAAGUGUAUUCUUUAUCGGUGAAAUCUUUGAUUCGAUUACGUUACCGAUGGUGAUCUAGGCAGUGUGAUAACUUGUUGAUAACGAAAUCUAGGGUAGUCUUAAAAGCGUAGUUGAAGUUUACAGGCUAUAGGGAGAGGCCGAUUAUAAACUCUCUCCCGUCGAGUAUCAAGGAAACCCUUCGCCGCAACCAAAAAGAUACACGUACAUACCUCGACGAUGGAUAGACAGGCUGGUUUUCUGGCAAUCGCAUUGCUAUUUUUAGCUAAUUUUCUGACGAUUCAAGCAGACAAUGUCGGGCGGAUCCAGUACAUCGGUCACACGAACCCACGUGUGGGUGGUCCCUGGUCGAUCAGGUGCGAAGGCCUUCUGGAUACAGACAAGGUCAACUGGACAAGGAACGGGGUAUCGAUAGAAAAAGAAUUUCAGGACAAAGAGUUGACCAUGGAAAACGACGCGACAUCAUCGACGAUCCGCGCUGAUGCGGCUAAACUGAAACACCAGGGCAAUUACUCCUGUACCGAGGACUCUGACUUCCCCCACGUCAUACGAGUACACGGUGCGUCGGAGACAUCAGCACAGCCGGCACAAAAUGAAACAGCACCGUUGGGUAAUCGCGUUAUUAUUCGAAUAUUAGACUCCAAUUCAUCAACGGGGCUUAGUAUAGAAUGUAACACGACGAGAAAAGAUCAGGUGGUUUGGUUCCGUGACAAUUCCACCGACAUGAAAACGGAUAAAAUUCAAUUCGUCGAAAAUGGAAGAAUAUUGACUAUCGAAAAACAAUCGGAAGCGUUAACGGGAAACUACUCCUGCAAGCACAAUGACUCCACCACUUACCUCUCCAACUGGCGUCUUAUCCCGAAACCAACGGCAAAAUUACCUCCCAACUCGCACGUGGUCGAGGGUAAGGAAUUGCACCUAGUUUGUCAGACGGUACCGGGUUUGGGUGCUAAAGUCACGUGGAAACUCGGCGAAGUGAACUACACAACCAGCGAUGAAAACGGUCGCGUUAAGAUAACCAAAGACGAGGAACAUGAUAUCGAGGGUGCUGUAUUGACGGUCGAAGAUGUUGGGGAAAAAGAUCGCGGUGACAUCUAUUGUUUCGUUAAAUUCACACGUGCCGGUGGUGUGAUCGCCUCCGGGCACACCUACCUCAGGGUGAAAGAUAAAUUCGCUGCUCUGUGGCCGUUCCUUGGAAUCUGCGCGGAGGUCAUCAUACUUUGCGCCAUUAUUCUCGUCUACGAGAAAAAACGCAACAAGGCCGAACUGGAGGAAUCCGACACCGACCAGAGCCCUGACACCAAGCCUACGCCGAACAAGGACUCCGACGUGCGACACAGAAAGUGAAUGGGAUAAACUAGAACAUGAAAGUUGAAUAUAGAGAAAAAAAAAAAAAGAAAAAACAGAACAGAGUAUGUAAUAUUAAAAACAAAAGAAACAAAUUAACUGAAGAAAAAUUAAUGAGAAGAUAAACAAAACACAAGUAUAAUAUAACAUUUCGAAAUAAAAAAUGUUCAAAAAUAGAAUAUAUGAAAAUUAUUAAGAAUGAAAAAUUAAUAAAUAAAAUAAUAAAAACGAGUGACGGAGGCCCCUGAACAUCACACAGCGGACUACAGUCAAAAUCACAUCUUAUAACGAUAAGUUCUGCGCUUCACUUCAAGACACCACAUUAUAUUAUUGAUUAUUAAUAAUUUUUAAUUAAAAAAAAAAAAAAACGA
Messenger RNA from Athalia rosae (coleseed sawfly), 1772 nucleotides. RefSeq names its product basigin (gene Bsg). The record is from RefSeq and is a predicted model, not a curated record. The transcript is spliced from 5 exons. Lineage: Eukaryota; Metazoa; Arthropoda; Insecta; Hymenoptera; Athaliidae. The coding region runs from base 274 to 1401 and encodes 375 amino acids.